AUGUUUCAAUGGAAUGAAAGUCAUGUUAUCAAUGCCGCAGGUGGUAGAAGUAUUGGCAAUUGGUGCAGUAAAAAUAUUUCAACAGAUACCAGAAGCAUAAAAAAGGGUGAUUUAUUUAUUGCCCUUAAAGGAAAAAACUUUGAUGGUCACAAUUUUGUAUAUGAAGCAUUUGCAAAAGGAGCUGUAGCUGCAAUAGUUAGCGAAAAUAAGUGGCAAAACUUUCCCACAGUCAUCGUAAAAGAUACGUUAAAAGCCCUGCACAAUAUGGCAUCGUACUACAUCAGAAACGUACUUUGUAACGUUAAAGUUAUUGCAGUCACAGGUAGCGUCGGAAAAACUACUACGAAGGACAUGCUAUAUACCGUGUUAUCACAGUAUGGCAUAUCUCACGCAACCAGAGGGAACNUAGGAGUGCCCUUGACUAUACUCAGUGCACCACAAAAUUGUGAGUAUUUAAUUCUUGAAAUGGGAAUGAGCAGAAGCAGUGAAAUAAGGGAAUUAUCGGAAAUAAGUAACCCAGACAUUGCUGUUAUUACUAAUAUAGAACAUGCACACACUGCAAAUUUUUCUUCUCUGUUUGAUGUUGCACAAGCAAAACUAGAGGUAUUGCACGGCCUAAAAAGUGAUGGCAUUCUGGUGCUAAAUAAAGAUAACAAAUACCUAUCAUCGUACCUUAAUAAAAAUAAAUCCUCCGUAAUAAGCUUCGGCAAACAUCAAGAUGCUACUGUUCGUCUAUUGAAUUUGAAAAGGAACGAAAGUGGAUUAAAUUUAAAUAUUCAGCUUAACGAUAGUAAAAUUGUAAAUUACCACUUACAUACUCAUGGUGAACAUUUCUCUUAUUCCGUACUGGCAGUUGUAGGAGUUGCAAUGGCUUUAAAACUUAAUUUACCUCAAAAUGCGUUUGAAACUUUCCAAAUCACUAAGGGUAGAGGAAAUAUUUGUUAUACCCAAUACAAUGGAAAACACUUAUGUUUAAUCGAUGAUUCUUACAAUGCAAAUCCUGCUUCAAUGAAAGCUGCUAUUAAAACUUUAGGUACAUACUCUAACAAGAGGAAAGUCGCCAUACUUGGUGAUAUGCUAGAGCUUGGUGAUGAAAGUGUGAAAUUUCAUACUGAUCUACUUGAUCACAUACUAGCAUGUGAAAUAGAUAAAGUUCAUGCAGUCGGUAGUUUAAUGUUAGAACUACAUAAGCUUUUACCGAGAGGGGUAAAAGGUGCACAUUUUGAUGACUCCAGCCAGCUAAAAAAUAAUUUGGACGAUAUUGUUCACAAUGGAGAUGUAAUUCUCAUUAAAGGUUCACAAGGUAUGCACAUGAACAUUAUAAUACAACAGCUUUGUUUGAAAUAA
Molecule: messenger RNA, 1347 nt
Organism: Rhagoletis zephyria (snowberry fruit fly)
Lineage: Eukaryota; Metazoa; Arthropoda; Insecta; Diptera; Tephritidae
Product: UDP-N-acetylmuramoyl-tripeptide--D-alanyl-D-alanine ligase-like
Biological process (GO): cell wall organization; biosynthetic process
Molecular function (GO): UDP-N-acetylmuramoyl-tripeptide-D-alanyl-D-alanine ligase activity; ATP binding
Source: RefSeq, a predicted model, not a curated record